AUGUCGGACUCCCCCGACUUUGUCAGACCACAAGACGUCCGUUUGGCCUCGCUCUCCCACGCCCAGCUUCUAAUCCAACUAGAAGAGAAGACAAGGGAGCUAGCUCAGGUGAAGGAGGAGCUCGCCAGCACAAAGAAUCUGACGAGAUAUGAAGAUUUGAUGAAGAACUUUCGAUCUCUAUCAGCUGAAACGCCGGAGAAGAUCAGAAUCACGCCCACAACCGCAGAACCCGAAAGCACCAAGUUGUGGUAUGUUUUCGAGGAUCAAGUUUUCGACAACUGGGAUAUGGCUGUUCGUGGCGCCCGAAGCGUCGAGAGUAUCGUCACUGUGUACUCUUUUAGUCAAGCCGUGAACGUGAUUCGCCAAUGCGGCUAUGAUCAUUACGUCCCCAGAUACCGUCAAGACUCGAGCUAUGUGAAUGGGGCAGGUCAGAAGCUGUACCGGGUCUAUGUCGAUGGAGCAUAUGCUCGAAAUGGCCAGGGAGGGCCCCAAGCGGGCGUCGGGGUGUGGUUUGGCCGUUGCAACCCCAUGAACGUCUCUGAGCCUCUGGCGGGACCCAUUCAGACGAGCCAGAGAGCCGUGCUGGCGGCGAUCCUGAAGGCAUAUGAGGCGAUUGCAACAAUGAACAAUGGCCUUCAAUAUGAGAUUUACACCGAGUCAACUUACGCCAUUGACUGUCUCACCAAGUGGCAUCAGAUGUGGCAAAACAACGGCUGGGUCAACUCCGACGGAGACCCCGUGAGCAACAAGGACUUGAUCGAAAGCAUUCUCGCCAUCAAAGAGAGCGGGUCUUGUGCCAACGUUUCUCUAAGGGUUAGCAGGGGUAUUUAA
Molecule: messenger RNA, 831 nt
Organism: Yarrowia lipolytica CLIB122
Lineage: Eukaryota; Fungi; Ascomycota; Dipodascomycetes; Dipodascales
Biological process (GO): DNA replication, removal of RNA primer
Molecular function (GO): RNA-DNA hybrid ribonuclease activity; nucleic acid binding
Source: RefSeq, a predicted model, not a curated record